This is a messenger RNA of Branchiostoma floridae (Florida lancelet), 2852 nucleotides long. RefSeq names its product cilia- and flagella-associated protein 161-like. The record is from RefSeq and is a predicted model, not a curated record. Lineage: Eukaryota; Metazoa; Chordata; Leptocardii; Amphioxiformes; Branchiostomatidae. Gene Ontology annotation, biological process: cilium assembly. Gene Ontology annotation, cellular component: motile cilium.
UUGGAUGUUCCUCUCGCCUAGCGCGAGAGGUCAGCAGUUGCCACCUGGUCGUCAAGGCAAACAACUUGAUCAGGUGUUGAUUGGGAUCCUUUACACUCCAUAAGUGUGUCGCCAAGAUUUCUGCUGAAUAUUCAAACCUUAAGGGCUAGCCAUGGCGAACGUCAGAACCUACAGUCCUUCAGUCCGUGUGGGGAACUGGAACGAAGACCUUUGUCUUGAAGAGUCUGUAACCACGGAUGGGUUGCUCCACUUUGGAGACACUGUGAUGAUCGUGAACCCCGGGGCGGAGCGUAACGACGUCCGGGACAUCCGCCAGCGCGACCCGACCGCGCUCUGUCUGAACAUCAGCGAGUACAAGGCACACCUGGCUGCGCAGGUGGAGGCGCCCUGUCCCGUGUCUGCUUCACGUAUCAUCAAACCCUGCAUCAGGAACGCCUUUGUUAUUACCAGUGUUGAUGGAACCCCCAAUGGCCAGCCGCUCAGGUAUGGACAGGACUUUGCACUCAGCACCACAGAGGGGUAUGCUGGAAACCUGAAGCUCCACAGCGAUCGCGUGUCGUUCCUGAAGUGUGCCAAGAAGUCGCGCCAGCAGGAAGUGUCGCUCGUCUCCGACCUGACUCACUUCACUCGGUGGAAGACCAUUGCGUUUGAGCCGCAGCUCAGGAUGGAGUACGAAGGACUGCCUGUACAGGCCAAUGUAAAGCUUCUCAUCACACACUGCAAGACCCACCAACACCUGAACAUUGCACAAGACUAUGUCGCCAGAACUCCGUUUGGCUAUGAGUAUGAGGUGACUGCCCACAUGGACCUGGACUCUCACCGCGCGGAGAAGGAAACCAACCACUGGGUCAUCAUCACCGGUACCCCUACUGACGAUGGUAGAACUAUGUUUGACAAACCACGCCCUGACCCAUCCGGCCUGACGGACCGUCCCAUGGAGGGUACGGGGGAGAUCAGGAAUGCCGGGCUGGACCCCAAACAGACAAAACCUCCUCCCAAGACAGAGGAGAAGCCAACCAUGGAGGAGAUGCUGACUCAGAUUGAGCAGACAGCGAAGGGAGGGGAGGCGCCUCUUCAGACUCAAUAAAGUCGUCUUAGGCUCUGUCUUAGGCCAUGUUGAUUUGUUUAUGUGGAUGUCAUCUUCUCCAAAACUGAUGCAAGCAUGUGGUAAAAAAGUUUGAAAAAAAAUUGUUCCCUUUAGUGGUCAGGAAUUGAAGGUUAAGCAAAUGACUAAACACACGGACUGAUAGUAUGCCAAAUGAGAGAUUCCUCAUUCUUGUUCUUUCAUAUCUUCUUGAUUUUGAUCUGGCGGUGGCAUUCUUUCACAUUAGUAUCCCAAUCCAAUGAUGGAUAUUUAUUUUUUUUUUGGGUGCAAUUUUAGGAUACAGCUGCUUUUUACAAUUCACAGUAUGUCCAACAAUUUUUUUGCCAUUAAAUGUUUGGAGAUGGAUAAAAAUUGAUUCAAGUGUGCAGAUGUCAUCCAUAUACUCAAAUCAGCAUGGCUUUCUAUGGAGAUUAACAAUUCUGCUCUCACAUUCCAUCAAAGUUUGAUAUUAAGUACCAAUGCUAUUUGACAUAAGCUUCACCCAACAUUCCAUAAUACUAUCAAUUCUUUGACAAGAUUUUUUUUUCAAUUUACAAGAUCAUUUUUUCACAAAGUUUGACCAUAAUUAUGUUCUAUUUCAGAAGGAAGAAAUGUUGAAUCACUCAGCACAGUUGUCCUACCAGUAUACUGUAGAAUGUAAAAGACAGUUGGCUUGAUGCACUGUUUUUUGCUUUUACACUUAUAUUGCACUAAUAGGACUGCUAUCAGUGCUGAAUUUGAUGGAAUUUUUUCUUAUGUGGAAUUGUUGCUUGGGAGUUGAAUUGAAGCACGUUCUUAUUUCAUGACAAGUUAAUCAUAAAAUGUGACAUAAAUGAUAGCUAUAAUAAUAAAUGUUUCCCUCAAAACAUGUAUUGUGCUCUGUAAAAUUGGAAAUAAGUCAGUCCCUCAUUUUUCCCGCUUGAGCCAAAACUACAAUCUUACAUAUACAUCAAAGGAAAUCUCUUUUUUUUUCUUUUGACGACACUUCUCACAAAUACUUUGAAAGUCCAGUCGUUUUUUUAAAGUCUGCAAGCUCAGAGAGUAUUUUUAAAGGCCUGCAGUGUUAAAUUGUUACAACUAAUUUGUCUAUAUAUGUAAAUAAUCUCAGUUGUUCAGAGCUUCUCAUUUGACAAGACAGUGAUUUAUAUCGUACUUAUAGCAAAAAAAUGUAAUAUGCAAGUUUCUCGAAAGUUCUUCUCAUGUUCUAAACUUCUCUGUAUACAUUGUACUUCUUUUAAUUGUUACAAUGCCUAGAGCUGCUAGUACCAUUUUUUGUAAAAAAACAUAUCUUACCUCUUAUUCAAUGGUUUCAUCCAAGUUACUGUGUUAUUGUAGUACAUGAUGAACUAUCUUACUAUGGGGAAAGGGGUGUCUCGGCCACUCACUCAGUAUUACUGUCUGCAAAAAUGCCAAAUAUAUAGCAAAUCGUCAAAAUGAGAUGAUUAGUGGCCAAACAAAAAACAUUUUUUUCAAACAAAAUACAUUCUACUAUAGGCCCAUAGUCACAUCUGUGUUCGAAGGUCUUGUAGCAAUACAAACUGUAUAUACAAGGACAUUUUCAACUGUUUAUAAAUGAAAAGAGAAUUCUCUAUACUAGAAUAGUUUUCCUGAUAGAGUUUGCUGUGUGCCAUUCUCAUAGGAUUAUUUUAAGACUUAGUUUGUGAGGCAUGAACAGUUGUGUGUUGUACAUGUACACUUAGAUUCUGCACUGCCUCAAGACACCCUGUAUUCAGCAUUAACGUCUUAAAGAAUAAAAAAUUGACCUUAA